Molecule: messenger RNA, 1392 nt
Organism: Arachis stenosperma
Lineage: Eukaryota; Viridiplantae; Streptophyta; Magnoliopsida; Fabales; Fabaceae
Product: biogenesis of lysosome-related organelles complex 1 subunit 1
Exons: 4
Coding region: 65-532 (155 amino acids)
Biological process (GO): endosomal transport
Cellular component (GO): BLOC-1 complex
Source: RefSeq, a predicted model, not a curated record
UGAAAUUAGUUUAUGAUAGUGUUGGUGAUUGAAGCUGCAGGGUGCAGAAGCCAGAAAAGAAAGAAUGUACCGAGCAUCACCGCAGUCGCAGGUUCCGCUGUCGCGUGCACACUCUGUUUCCUCCUCCGACGCACAAAGACCCAACCUCAACGCUGAUCCAAAGGGUCUCCAAUCUUCUCUCCAAAACCUCCUCACCCUCCAUAGCCACAACUCCCUCAUCCUCCGCCACCACACUGAGAAAGCGAAGAAGGAGGCAAUAAAGAAAGCUGAGAGAGUUUCUGAGCUGUUAGUGGAGGCUGUAAAUGGUGGGGUGCAAGAUUCUUUCAUGUAUGAGAAGCGAAUAGAGCAAGAGAUUCGAGCUCUUUCUGCCACUGUUGCUAAGUUCAUGAAACAAACGGAUCAGUGGCUUGCUGCAACUCAUGCUCUCAACACUGCUGUUAAGGAAAUUGGAGACUUCGAGAACUGGAUGAAGAUCAUGGAAUAUGAUUGUAAAAGUAUCACUGCAGCUAUACAGAAUAUUCACCAAGAUUGAUCUUGCAGAAAGUUGCCAUUCAAGUUGCCAUGCUGAAGGAAUUGCCGAGGCCCUCGAAGGAUAACGUUAGCUGUUUAAUUUUCCUUUAAAUUUAUGAGUAAGCAUACUUUGUAGUCUCACCCUUUUAAUGAAUUUUUUUUCCCUAUAAGAAGCCUGACUAGCUGUGUAGGAGUCUCAGUAGCUGGUUUAGGGUGCAUCAUUGUUUUUGUUCUCUUAAGAAAAGUACCUUCUUCAAUAUUCAAUAAACAUGAUACUUAGAUUAUGUAAAAAGAAAGGGACUUAAAUUUGUGUAGCUUGUUUGAAUAAGCUUCUAAGGUAUUAUUUGUUAGUUGGGUUUUGGAGGAAAGGAGAGGGGAAAAGAAGGCUUGAAAUGUAAAAUUUAUACGAAGAAAAUAAUUAAUUUUUGCCUUUUAUCAAGAAAAAACCAGGUUAAGAGCUGCUUCUGUUCAUAUCUUUGCUCUUUAUCUUUACUUUUGAUAUUUCAAAAAGAUUUAUCCAAACACCACCAUUUGUCUCCUGGCCUUCAUGGAAAUGAAGAAAACGGUUAUUUUAUUUCUCUAGUGCUAGAUUUGCACAGAUGAAUUGAAUCAUAAGGUACAUGCUGAUUUUCUUCUAAUUCAACCAAAGAUCACUAAUUCUCAAACUCCUUACAUCUUCAAACAGACAAACACACCUCUCUCCCUUCUUGUUGUAAAUAUCUAUAUAUCUGCGUAUUAAACAACUACCAAACCCCACCGGCACUACGAGUGCAGAGAUGGUGGUUGUGGCAGCAGUGGCUAUAGUCAUGAUAGUAAUUGCAGUGAUAGUGUCGAUGUUGGAGUAGAUAUGGUGAUAAACUGACUAUAAAAUUAAGUCAUGGU